UCAUGCAGCACUCUGGAAUUUCUGCACAAACUUGUCACACAAGAUAUUCCUCCAGCUAUGUGGAAACCACGUCUGAGAAGAUGUUCCAAAUCAAGACCUAUAGCACAGAGUUGAAAAAGCAUGUGAUGGUCAUGGAUUUUGUGAAGAGUAACUGGUUCCCAUCACAGAAAAGAGCCAAGGUAUGCAUCAUUCGUAUGUGCCAGGGGACGAAGACGACAGAAAAGAUGACCAGCAAAUAUGAGAUCCACAGCCGGCUGUUCUUAUCUCCCAAAGAGCACUCAGCAUGGGAAAAAAAUGCACGACUCACAUACACAGGACUCCAGUCAAGGCCGUACAAUGACAGCAACCAGCUUUCACUCAGAAACCUUCAGUCUGAGGUCGCAGAGAACAAACCUGACUUUGCCAAGGAGACUCUAGCAUCACAGAAAACAAAGAUGAUUUCCUCUCUCCUCAUUUCCCAGCUGAUUGAUGAGCGUCGAUUGCAGAAGAAUGCCCCAGCCUUGCCAGGGCAGCACGUGAUGGUUCAGCCUGAAAUCCAUCCUCUGAACCAGUCUUUGGCCGGUCACAGUGCAGCUAACAUUGACCAAGCCUCUUCCUUGCUUCCCGGCAGAAUGAGAAUCAAAACAUCCUGCAGGGAGGCUGGGUCUGGAACCAAGCUGUCUUCCCAGGAGAAAAAUCAGGAUCCUAACCCAAGAAAAGGGUUUUCCUCCAUUACCAUCACAGCCAGGCGAGUUGCUUCUCCGGCCAGCACCCUGAUAUGGGGCACUACUGUUGACCCCCUGUGCUCCAAGGGCGGGACCAAGGACAGACUCAUGGACAAAACAGCUUUGGCCAGUGAUCAGGAAGCAGAACCUUCCCACAAACUCCUAAAUGGUCAUGAGGGCUCCGUGAAUAGGUUGGCAACUCCAUUCAAGACUUCUGAACCUCACAGGCAGUUGUGUGAAGGUCAUCCAUGCUGGUUUUUGAACCCUGAAAAUAAGGAGAAUACGAUGAUCCCUCCAGCCAUCCCAAGUCGUGGAGAGAAAGUUCCCCUUCUGUUUAGCUCCUGUGUGCACCUGCGAGUGUCUCAGCCAUGCGCAAACACCGUCCAUUACUUAGACAGAUCUCUUUCCAUACCUCUUGACCAGUCUCCCAUUACAGGCUCCAAAAUGCACAGAUCCGUUCUGUCCCUCAACCUGAACUGUAAUUCUCAUGGAUUAACACCAGAUGGAGUAGAUCGCAUGGCUAAUACAGAGGAGGAAGACACGGUAGACAAUCCACUGAGCCAGAAGCAUGCCGAGCAAAAUGAAAACAGGUCCCCGACAGCUUGGGACGCAGACUUCAAAGACAGCUGUCUAAAGGAAAACCCACCUUGGCACGGAGUCUCUUCAGGGAAUUACCCAUGUCCUUGGAGCAGCACAUCUCCCCUGGGAAGCCCAGAGUUUUCAGAGACUGGGAAAGGAACAAAUCACUUAACAGUGGGGAAGGUGAAAGGAGACAGCAUGGCCUUGUACCACACCCUUAACCACCCCAAUAAGCUGUCUAUUCACAUCCCAGGCUGGAGCUAUGCAGCAGAAACAAAAGCGUUUUCUGGAAGCACCAUGAUGCAACAGGGAAAGCGGUGCAUGGCUUUGUCUGCGUCCCCACUGGGACCAGCCCCCAUAACUGAGUUCGCUCGACGUUCCGGCUCUCCAAAAGAUGAUUAUCAGUCUAACAAGUCUCUGGGAUCUCAAGAGAGUCAGCCACAGCCCUUUCUGAAAUCCCCAGCCCCCUCAUCUGAGUGUCUCUGUCCCCUAAAUGCUCGGCCUCCCUCUGCACAGGAAGAGAUUGAGGUGCCAAUAAAAAGCCAUUUUCCCCAAGGGGAUUAUAGAUGCUGUGACCUGGUUGUGAAACUCCAAGAAUGUCGCAGGCCCAGCGAAGAGAGGAGGAUGACCCCAGAGUCCCCAGCAGCCCCCUCAGAGCCCAUGAGCCCGGAGAAGCCAGAGCCACCCCUGGAGAAGGAUGCGAGCCUGGAGCCAGAGAUCAGUGCCUUCCCUGUCCACUCCCUGACCCUGAGGGAAGCUCUCGAGGUCCACAAGCCUCAGUUUAUCUCUCGUUCGCAAGAACGGUUGAGAAAACUCGAAAGCAUGGCUCAGCAGAGGAAAGCCCAACGAGGCGAAAGCCCCCGGAAGAAACCAAGCCCACUGCCCCUGCGAACCGCGAAGAAGAAGCAAUACACCAUCCCUCAUCCUCUCAGUGAUAACUUGUUCAAGCCGAAGGAGAGGUGCAUAUCAGAGAAAGAGAUGCGUAUGAGAUCUAAAAGAAUAUAUAAUAACUUGCCUGAAGUCAAAAAGAAGAAGGAAGAACAAAAGAAAAGGGUGAUUUUACAGAGUAAUCGACUACGCGCAGAAGUCUUUAAGAAGCAACUACUGGAUCAGAUCCUGCAGAGGAGCACAGACUGACCGGCAAACCCAGCAGCAGCGACUCCCGGGGUCUGAGAUGACCUAAAAUAUUGCAUAGCCAAUUAAAGUUAGCCUUAUCUCCAUCAACCCCAAGCCCUGAUUUAACCUAGGGAUUUUGCAUCAAGGAAGAAACCUCCCCUGAUUUACAAAGUGAGCGACAGCACCAGCUCCCAGAGGAACAGCCAGCAUGGAGAAAUAUCCUGUGUGCCCCGUGAGGUGCACACUCUGUUUUCCCCUGGGCGUGUCGCUGUUUGCUCCUGCCUUCCCCCCAUUCUGACCCAGGAAGAUUUUGUGAUCUUUCUGGUGCAUAAAAACAAUGCAGGGGCCUCGUUUUUGUCUGAGUUAUUUUCAUUAACUUCUUAGGAGCUAAGGCUGUCCUUUCAUAGAAGCAAUGCCCUCCUCCCCAAUCAUCUCACCUCCUCCACCCCAAACCUUCCCGGCCAGGUUUAGGAACCCUUCAGAGUAGCCUGAUUACCAAAUGACGGCUGCAGCAGCAGCUGCAGAGUUUUCCAAGGUGGGCUAGCAUGGUGCCCGGGAGCAGCCUGAUCUAGUUGGGUAGCAGGGUUGAGCUGGGCUCAGGACCCUAGAGGGAAUAUUUAUUGACAAUGCCAUGCUCCCUAUACCUCCUCAUUUCCCUCUGUCAUUACCUUAGUGGGAGUAUCAAUUUCGAUAGAAGAUCUGUGGGCAGAAAUAAAGUGUAAGGCUAUAGGAAAAUCCAGUGUUUUCUACCCCCCCCAAAAAAAAUGACCUUUCUGUUUUCAAAAAAGACUUCUGAUAAAAUUGUCAUAUUGGCCUUCCAGACUCUUACAAUUUCCUUUAUUUAUACAUGUAUAUUUUGGAAGUUAUACAGGAAACUAGUUUUUAA
Phascolarctos cinereus (koala) is the source of this 3285-nucleotide messenger RNA. Lineage: Eukaryota; Metazoa; Chordata; Mammalia; Diprotodontia; Phascolarctidae. The record is from RefSeq and is a predicted model, not a curated record.